This is a messenger RNA of Impatiens glandulifera, 1829 nucleotides long. RefSeq names its product delta(8)-fatty-acid desaturase-like. The coding region runs from base 282 to 1601 and encodes 439 amino acids. The record is from RefSeq and is a predicted model, not a curated record. The transcript has a single exon. NCBI's taxonomy places the organism in Eukaryota, Viridiplantae, Streptophyta, Magnoliopsida, Ericales, Balsaminaceae. Gene Ontology annotation, molecular function: oxidoreductase activity, acting on paired donors, with oxidation of a pair of donors resulting in the reduction of molecular oxygen to two molecules of water. Gene Ontology annotation, biological process: lipid metabolic process. Gene Ontology annotation, cellular component: membrane.
UCUUUCCUUUCGGCGCUGGAGUCGUUUUGAACACACAUUGCUCUCCUUAAAACCCUCCGAUUUUCCCCUCUGAAGAAGAAGAAAGAGAGAGAAAGAGCAUCAUCAACAAGAAGAAGAAGAUCAGGAACAUACUCCGGCUAUCCGGGGUACCUUUCCUCCAUUCCACCACGCUCAAUCAUCUCCUUUCCUUCAUUAUUUCCAACCAGAUUUGCAUCAUUUCUUCAAACCCACCAAUUUUACUGUAAAUCUCAUCUCUUCCUUCCAGCAUUUUCACACAAACAAUGGCGGACGAGAAAAAGUACAUUACUUUACUAGAACUCAGCAAGCACAACGAACCUGGAGAUCUAUGGAUCUCGAUUCAAGGAAAAGUAUACAACGUGACUGAUUGGGUGAAAGAACAUCCCGGCGGUGACAUUCCCCUCCUGAAUCUCGCCGGACAAGAAGCGACUGACGCUUUCAUCGCCUUUCAUCCACCAACCGUCUGGCACCGUCUUGAUAAAUUCUUCACAGGCUACCAUCUCAAAGAUUACGAGGUAACUGAGAUCUCAAAAGACUAUCGUCGUUUGGCUUCGGAGUUUUCUAAAGCAGGUUUGUUCGAGAAAAAGGGACACGUUGUGAUACAAUCUCUAUCAUUCGUUUGUAUUCUAUUCAUGUUAUCGAUCCGUGGUGUUCUUUUUCACGAUGGGUUCUGGAUGCAUAUGCUUUCUGGAGCAAUGUUAGGUUUCGCUUGGGUUCAGGUUUCUUACCUAGGACAUGAUUCAGGUCAUUAUAAUAUGAUGACAAACAGAAGAUUCAACAAAGUAGCACAGAUUCUUUCUGGUAACUGUUUGACUGGAAUAAGCAUGGCUUGGUGGAAAUGGACGCACAACGCUCAUCAUAUCGCUGUUAACAGCCUCGACUACGAUCCUGACCUACAGCAUCUUCCUGUAUUCGCCGUUUCUACAAGCAUUUUCCAUAACAUCACAUCGAAAUUCUACGACCGUGAACUGACAUUCGAUCCAAUUUCAAUGUUCAUGGUUAGUUAUCAACACAUCACAUUCUAUCCUGUUAUGUGUGUAGGGAGAAUCAAUCUGUUUAUACAGACAUUUUUGCUGUUAUUCUCCAAUAGAAAAGUACCAGACAGGGCUUUGAACAUAUUGGGUAUUCUUGUAUUCUGGACUUGGUUUCCUUUAUUCGUAUCCUACCUUCCCAAUUGGACAGAAAGGUUUCUUUUCGUUCUGAUAAGCUUCACAGUCACAGCUAUUCAGCAUAUCCAGUUCUGUUUGAACCAUUUCUCAGCUGAUACCUAUGUUGGUCCUCCUCGAGGAAAUGACUGGUUUGAGAAGCAAAUGAGUGGAACUAUUGAUAUCUCUUGCUCGACUUGGAUGGAUUGGUUUCACGGCGGUCUACAGUUCCAGCUUGAACAUCAUCUCUUUCCUCGAUUACCCAGAUGUCAAUUGAGGAAGAUCUCACCUUUGGUGAGAGAUUUAUGCAAGAAACACAAUCUUCCUUACAACAGCUUGUCUUUCUAUGAUGCCAACUGCCAGACUAUUAGGACGUUGAAGAAAGCUGCAAUGGAAGCUAGAUCUUUGCUUUGGGAGGCUGUGAAUACUCAUGGCUGAGAAUCUGAGGAACUUCUGGUUCAAGUAUAUCUAUUUUGUUCCAUUUCUCUAAUGUUGAGUUUCUCUAUGACUCCCCUUGUUCAUCAAUGAAUACAUCUUUUUUCAAAAAAUCAAAAAAACAAAAAAUGUUCCUAGGAUAUUUUCAUUGUGAACCCUUAUACAUAUCUGUCUUGAGACUGCAGUAACUUAUAUUUAUUUCUUAUAAUCUGAUCUGAUUGUGUUUAUAUU